CUCUCGUAGCCUAUUACCACAGAAACCGACACAUCCGGUCAUAUGAAUUAAAAAAAAAUUAAAAAUCUAGGUGUUUUCAUGUCUAAGGGCGGGUCCUCAUUUGCGUGUCCCUCUGGCGCGUGUGUCCAGAUUUCCAUACAGGUGCGUCUUCGGCUCCAGCCGCUCGUUUGACUGUCAAACCAGGCGGCGCGGCUUCCUUUUCCUCCGCCCUGCGCAUCCCGCAUCCAGUCGCUACCAGAGAGAAGCGCAGGGGAGUGCCCUGCACCGUGGCCAGCCGACACACACACACACACACACACACACACACAGCCUCCUCCUCCUCCUCUUCCUCCUCCUCCUGCACUGAAGCCGGACUCCUCCGCCGGGCAAAACUCCACCGACUCCCGACUACCAGCUGCUGUUGUCGCUGUCAAAGCCCCGUCUGCAUCUCCCAUCAGCCGGCUGCACACUAAAAUCGACCCGCGGUCCUCUCCGGUAGGCCUGACGCAGUAGCAUCAUGGAGGAGUUAGACGUUCCACAGAUGAGGAGAGAAGUGGAAAGCCUUCAGUAUCAGCUGGCAAUCAACAGAGAGAAAUCCUCCAUCACCGUUACUGAGCUGGUGAAGUGGAUCGAGGGUUGUGUUUGUGAAGAUCCAUUUCUGAACCCUGAGCUGAUGAGAGCUAACCCCUGGGUGGAGAAGGGCAAGUGUGUGAUCCUCUAAUGGUCACACACACACAAUCACAGAUGCAUAUAAACUAAAGAAUCAUGCACUCCCACGCAAAGUCACGCUGCACUAACCCACCCAUUCUCUCCCCCUCUCACACACACACACACACACACACACACACAUUAUUGCUAUCAUCAUGUUUAUUUAUUGGGAGACUCCUGAAUGCUUUUAAUUUAUGUAAAGACUACUGUGUGUUUGUGUGUGAGCAUGCAGCACCGAGUAGCUUUCUAGAGGUUUGUUUUCAUGGACUGCUGAGAAAUGUUCAACAACACGUUUUUAUUGGCUCUUUACACUGUCAAUCAAAAUAAAGACUGUUUUGAAUUUAA
This is a messenger RNA of Anarrhichthys ocellatus (wolf-eel), 1032 nucleotides long. It is a transcript of the gene gng13a, whose product is annotated as guanine nucleotide binding protein (G protein), gamma 13a. Gene Ontology annotation, molecular function: G-protein beta-subunit binding. Gene Ontology annotation, cellular component: heterotrimeric G-protein complex. Gene Ontology annotation, biological process: phospholipase C-activating G protein-coupled receptor signaling pathway; sensory perception of taste. The transcript has 3 exons. The record is from RefSeq and is a predicted model, not a curated record. The coding region runs from base 497 to 700 and encodes 67 amino acids. NCBI's taxonomy places the organism in Eukaryota, Metazoa, Chordata, Actinopteri, Perciformes, Anarhichadidae.